AGAAGAGGUUGUAUGGUCUCUAUCUCCUCUCCCUUUAAAAACAUAUCAAGCCUUCUCCACUUCUUUCUCCAAUGCACUUGUCUUCUUCACAUCCAACAUUACUGUCUUGUUAAUGUACUCUCUCUUUCUCUCUCUCGUGGUCCUUCCCCUCUUUAAAUCUCUCUUAUCACUUUCUCCAAUUUCUUCAUCUCUCUCUCGCUCUCUCUCUCUCUCUCUCUCUUUAUAUCUAACUAUCUCUUUCUUCUUUCUCUCUUGUUCUCCCACCUUUCUUUCUUUCUUUCUUGGCUUGCUUGUCAAUUCUUGAUUUUCCGAUCAAAUUUAUAUUAAUAUUAGAAAAUCAAUAUGUCUAGUCGAAGGCCAAGGCAAUCUGCCAGCGUUCCAAGAAUUAGUGAUGAACAAAUCAUCGAACUUAUCUCCAAGUUACGUCAGCUUCUACCGGAGAUUCGUGACAGGCGCUCUGAUAAGGUAUCAGCUUCCAAGGUCCUACAAGAAACCUGCAACUAUAUCAGGAACUUGCACAGGGAAGUGGAUGACUUGAGUGAGAGAUUGUCUCAACUUUUAACAACAAUUGAUGCUGAUAGUCCUGAAGCUGCUAUAAUAAGGAGUUUAAUUAUGUAAUUAGGCCCUUUAUUAUUAGAAUUUUUAAUUAAAAAUAUUCUCAUUUUAACUUGUUGUUAGUAGAGAGUUUGAUCGCUACUAUAUACUAAAGAUCAAACAAAGGGGUUAAAAAUCUAUUUUAAUUAAUAUUAUUAAUAUUAUUAUAUUUAUAUAUAUGGCAUGUGGGUAGGCAGUGUAAUUAAAGUUAUAAUAAAAGGACUUGCACUAGCAAAGCCUAUUGUUUUAUUAUUGUCAUUUUAUCUAUAAUGGAUAAUCUAUUUUGGGCUUAAUACAAGUUAGUUACAUUGUUGACUUGUUA
This is a messenger RNA of Jatropha curcas, 916 nucleotides long. Its product is annotated as transcription factor PRE1. The record is from RefSeq and is a predicted model, not a curated record. Lineage: Eukaryota; Viridiplantae; Streptophyta; Magnoliopsida; Malpighiales; Euphorbiaceae. Gene Ontology annotation, molecular function: protein dimerization activity. Gene Ontology annotation, biological process: regulation of DNA-templated transcription; regulation of growth.